AAGUGACUAAAAACAGCCCGGAUUUUGCCAUAAAUAAAAUUUUGCUACUUCAUAAUUAUUCGAUAAUAGUUUAAUUGAAAUUAUUGGAUAUUCUUUUAAAUUUUGGUUACAUCUGUCGACAGUCACCGGAUUGUAUCGUAUAAGUACUUAACAAUGCUGUUAUAGCUUCUGAAAAACCGUAUCCAGCUGGUGCGAUGUUGUUGUACGACUGAGGCAGUCAGAGACUGAAACUUCGUAAUCGACGAAGUAGAAACCUGUAAUUCCGCGAGGCGCGGAGGUUUAAUUCCGGAUUACCCUUUACGCUUUUGUUACUCGGAGGGACACUGCGCUGUUAUUUUUGCGUGGUACAGUCUGGUCCUCGGAUGCCGUCGGUUUGCAAGCCAUUGCAGCAGGGUUGACCGAUCGCCGAUUACACUUGCCCGUCGCACAGUUUCGUGGUGGAAGAUCGAUCCUUCAGCUUCAUCCCCACUGGCAGUCAUUAACUUUUGUCAAUGAAUACGCGAAUUUCUUGCACCUGACGUGGUAAAAAUUUACAAUGGACUCAGACGGACUUGGAGGCACAUUGGUGACAACUUACAAGUGAUUCUUUGAGAACAUCGCGCUGUGAAUGCUUACGAGUCCAUUGCGUAUUAUGAAUUUAUGAUUAUUGAUUUUUAUUCUGCCCGUUGAAAUCAAAGACGAAAUAAUGUACGAACCACCGGCAACAACCUUCGGAGACGGGAGUGAGCCGUAUCCUCGGCAGAACAUCACGCCUGCCUGGACUUCGCACCCCACUUCACCGCCCCUGCCGACGCCCCCCGAUGACUCCUUCACCCCCGCCGAACUGUCUGCCGCCCUUGUCGACGCUGUUCAGCGCGGCAACAUGGAAAAGUUGCAGCGUCUGGUCGAUUUGUACAGGUAUGAUGUGAACACUCCCGAUAAGGAGGAUUGUUCUCUCCUGCAGUGGGCGGCGCUUAAUAACCACGUGCCGGUGAUGCGCUACCUGAUCGAGAAGGGUGCCAACGUGGAUUACAUUGGCGGGGAACUGCGGGCCACGCCCCUGCACUGGGCCACUUUCAUGGGUAACCUCCCGGCGGUGGUGUGUCUGGUGCAGCAGGGGGCGGACGCCGGCGUGGUUAACCGCGACGGCUGCACCACACUGCACUUCGCGGCGCAGCGCGGUUUCAGCCACAUCGUAGCGUAUCUUCUAGGCCGCGGGAUGGAUGUCAAUCUGCGCGAUCAGUUCGGCAUGACGCCGCUGAUGUGGGCCACCAAAGUGGCCGCCAUGGAUCCCGCCCGCCUCCUCGUCCAUAUGGGUGCCGACGUAAACGCCAAGGACCGCAUGCAUGGCAACACGGCGCUGCACUGGGCCGUCCUUAACACCAAUGUAAGCGUCUGCCAGCUGCUGUUGUCCAGCGGCGCGGAUGUUGACGCGGUGAACGUCGAUAACAAGACGCCGCUGCAAUUGUCGUUGACGGAGAAACGGAAUCGCUUUGUGGAGGAGAUCAUCCGCACUCACCGCCAGGAAAGGGGGCUGGAGGGCUCCUGGAUCACGCGCAACAUCCUCCGCAACGAUCGGCUGGUGCGUGGUCUAUUCAACAGCGUCCCGGUGCUGACUUUUAUCUUUGUGGGCAGCGUUUUCACCCUCAACUGCAGCUACUUCCUCAAAUUCCUUGCCAUUAUAAUCUACGCCCUUAUCGUCUUCUACGCCGGGAAGUGGCUGCACUUUUCGCGUUUCUCCGAAAAAUUCGCCCUGGCGGUGUACCUCGGCUGCAAAUCUUGCAUCCUCCUCACCGCCUUUUUCCUAUGGCUACCGACGGUGUACUCUUGGACCAACAUCUUGGCCUGGAUAAUUCUGAUGGGCGGAUUAUGGUACAACUUCCUGCGCACAUGGCUAGGCGAUCCCGGCUUCAUUAAUCCACCCAAGGAAGACAAAUUGCGCGCCGUGGUGGAGUUGGCGGAGAAGAAUGAGUUCAGCGUGGCCAAACUCUGCACGACGUGUCUUGUCGUGCGACCGCUGCGCUCGAAACACUGCUCGGUGUGCGGAAAAUGCGUGGCGGUGAUGGACCACCACUGUCCCUUCACCGGCAACUGUGUGGGCCGCGCCAAUCAUCGUUUCUUCGUGGGCUACCUGGUGUGGCUUAGUAUGUCGGGCAUCGGCGCUGUUCACACCGGAUUGACGUAUCUGGGCGCGGUGUGUGGGCUUGAAUCGGCACGGUUCCUCUUGACCAUCGGCCCGGCGCUGGAGUGCGGGGCGUGGAGCGCCUUCGUCAUCGCCUUUGCGCUGCUGUUCACGGUGUGGAUUGGAUUCCUUGCGCUGAUGCAGUUGUACCAGAUCUCCGUGGUGGCCAUGACGACCAAUGAGCGCAUCAAUCAGCACCGCUACGGACACUUCCGUGGGGAGGAUGGGACGCGACUGAGCCCUUUUCAUAAGGGCUUCGUGGGAAAUUGUCUCGAAUUCUGGGAGAUGGAAUGCUUUGGUUUGCGGCGCAGAUGGCUGGAUGGGAAACCUUAUCAAAAGCUGAAUGAUGAAAAUGUCUAAAUCACUCUUUUUCCCUACGUUUAACGACCAUUUAAUACAGAUUUUCGCUCUUCAUAAUACAGGUUUACAGAUUUGACAACUCGACAAUUUUGAUGUACAAUGUACGUCUUUUUUGGAUUUUGGAAUUCUGAAUUAAUAAAGUAUUACAAGACUCGCUGGAUCGAUGGGAAAUUUGCUAAAUCCAAAAAAAAUCGAUGUACGCAGAAAAAUUUUUAGUAUCAAAAUAGAUACAGUAUAGUGCGUACUUGCAAAAAAUAAAAGAAUUUAACUACUGACCAGAGAGUACUUAAUACUGUUAAUAGGGA
This is a messenger RNA of Paramacrobiotus metropolitanus, 2826 nucleotides long. RefSeq names its product palmitoyltransferase ZDHHC17-like. Gene Ontology annotation, biological process: protein palmitoylation. The transcript has 3 exons. Gene Ontology annotation, molecular function: protein binding; palmitoyltransferase activity. Gene Ontology annotation, cellular component: Golgi membrane. The coding region runs from base 686 to 2521 and encodes 611 amino acids. The record is from RefSeq and is a predicted model, not a curated record. NCBI's taxonomy places the organism in Eukaryota, Metazoa, Tardigrada, Eutardigrada, Parachela, Macrobiotidae.